CCAAUCGCACCAGAGAGGAUAUCUGUGUAUUUUUAAAAGUCUCGGGCAGGUAGGGACGUUGUAUUCACACCGUUGCCGUUCUCAGAUUUAUAACUACAGCCGCAGAACCAAAGAGAGACAACGUGUGAGAAACACAAAAUUUUGAGGAAAGUUGUGACGUCUGGUUGAGUUUUCCCUCUUUCAAACGUCGCCCAAAAGAAGCUUUUGGAGUUGAACUGAGCAAAGACUAGCCCAGAAAGAUGACAACAGCCGCCCGUCCAACCUGGGACCCAGCGAGAGGCGGGACAGGGAAGGGGGAGGGCGACCUGAGUAAGCUGUCCAAACAGUACUCCAGCAGGGAUCUACCAGCACACACCAAACUCAAAUACAGGCAGCCAGGUCAGGACACCUCCGAGGAGGUUCGCAGCCGUGACUUCCGCCGUGAGCUCGAGGAGCGUGAGCGCCAGGCUCGCGUGGAGAAGAGGGGGGAUCGCAGAGAACCAUCUGGGUCAUCCAAGCGCCCCCGCCUUGACCAGAUCCCAGCAGCAAACUUGGAUGCAGAUGAUCCUGUAGAUGAUGAUGAUGACGAUGAUGAUGAUGAUAGUGAUGAUGAUGACACAGCAGAACUGCUGGCAGAGCUGACAAAAAUCAAGAGGGAGAGAGCACAGGAAGAAGCCAAGAAGGAACAAGAGAAGAAGGUUCAGGAUGAAAAGAUCCGUACAGAGAACAUUCUCCAUGGCAACCCCCUCAUGAACCAGGCUGCUGCCAACUUCAAGGUCAGCCGAAGAUGGGAUGAUGAUGUUGUGUUUAAGAACUGCGCCCGCGGGACAGAGGAUAACAGCGGAGGUUUCAUCAACGACACUCUCAGAUCAGACUUCCACAAAAGGUUCAUGAACAAAUAUGUUAAGUAGACAGCCCAACGGUGAACCUAUGGUGUACAGACUUUUUACUUUGUCAUGUCAUUACCAUACUGUACUAAUAAACUGUACCAAUACCUUCCACUAAAGUACAUGUACUGUAAAAUACUUGGAAACUUUCUUCUGUUGUGUGGACCAUAACUAAGGUAAUGCAUAAAAUCGCUUAAAAUCACUUAUCUUCAAAUUAUGUACAAAAUAUCAACAAAAACAUUGUAGACAAAGCUAGAAGCAGAAUAGAAAAGAAAAGAUUCUCCAUAUCUGUAUUAACGAAAUAACCCAUGUAUUUUUAACACUAGCAUUAAACUUGCAUUUUCAGUCUUUCCAUGAACAGAUAUUUGCAGCAUGUUUUCAGAAAGACUUUGCGUGUGUUCCCUCUGUUACCGGGCGGUACUUGAGUAUUUUCUUGUUUCAGUAUGUGCUUGUAUUAUUUGCCAAUCUCCAGUAAACCUAACAGAUAUUUACAUGGCCACUUUUUAGUAGUGACAUUGAAGUACAAAUGUAAUUGUGGUGAGUAAACAUAAGAUUGUGACAAGUAUAUCUUUACAAUUCUACAAAAUGUCAUGGUCAGCAUAUGUAUUACACUUACCAGUAUGUACUGAAGCUUAUUGAGGGACUCUGGAAAUAUUUUAUGUACUUGGAUUAAACUG
This is a messenger RNA of Branchiostoma belcheri (Belcher's lancelet), 1543 nucleotides long. Its product is annotated as spliceosome-associated protein CWC15 homolog. Gene Ontology annotation, cellular component: catalytic step 2 spliceosome. Gene Ontology annotation, molecular function: RNA binding. Gene Ontology annotation, biological process: mRNA cis splicing, via spliceosome. The transcript has 6 exons. Bases 240 to 890 code for a protein of 216 amino acids. Lineage: Eukaryota; Metazoa; Chordata; Leptocardii; Amphioxiformes; Branchiostomatidae. The record is from RefSeq and is a predicted model, not a curated record.